AUGUCUACUAGUAGUGAUUCUCGACUGUAUGCACCUCUGGAUCGGUCACGACGAGAAAUCCGCCUCAUAGAGAUUCUUUCAACCAAACCAAAAAUUGUCUGCAACCUUACCACCGUAUCACUCGAUCAAGACCCCGAGUUCAGCGCCUUAUCAUAUCUCUGGGGUGACACAGGCAAAACUGAAGCAGUCACUGUCAACGGCGUGGAGCAAUUAAUCACCUCAAGUCUUGCAAAUGCACUGGAAUAUGUUCCUUAUCACUGGAAGAAUGCACUUACCGAAAGAGAACCCAAGUCAUGUCGGCUUUGGGCAGAUGCACUUUGCAUCAACCAAGACGAUGAACUCGAGAAAGGUCAUCAAGUCCAGCUGAUGAAGCUCAUUUAUCCCGCCGCAGAGAUUGUUUUUUCCUGUCUUGAUAUAGAGGCUCCACAGUCGGAUAUUCGUCUCGCUUUCAAGACAUGUGAAACGCUUGCCAAAUCUGCUCUUGAACGCGGCCUCGUUCGCUCACCCUGCGAAUUCUACCUUUCCUCUGAAGAAAAAUGUGUACAAGACUUGGGUUGGCUCUUACAACAUCCACUCUUGGAUGAAAAGUACCCAAUCAACUCCCAGGAGUUCCGAGCUUGGAUUUUCCAAGAGCUGGUACUCUCAAAGCGUGUCGUUGUAAUUCAUCAGCUUGAAUUCAUGGAUUUGAAAUUCUUGCUGGAUGCGCAAUCUUGCGUCCAGCUUCUUAGAGAAAAGGCAGUGGAAUCAAAAUCAAAAUCGAGCCAAGCCCACCAUUACUUCUGGCAUUUUUAUUGGCAGACCUUUUUGACGUUGAGACGAGUCGAUUGGGCACGGGCGUGUGUCCAUGGAGGAACAAAUGCAGACGAGACUGUUUUUCGAUACAUGCGGAGCUAUCUUCUUCUUUUCAGUGGGAUGUAUGGUGCCAAGAAUCCAAAAGAUCAUGUUUACGCUUUACUUGGAGUAACGGCUCUCGACAUUGAGCCAGAUUAUACCAGCAAAACGCCCGUUGCGUCAGUAUAUAUUGAAGUAUGUGCGGAGAUCUUAAAAUCGCAACAAGUGCAGGACGGUUGGCCGCUUUGCUUUCUUUCGGGAGCGGGUCUUGUGCGUCAAGGCCAAAACCAGGACUAUGAAUUGCCAUCUUGGGUACAUAGCUUCCCUUCGACGUUCGGCAUAAACAAGUCACCCCAUCGCUUACUCAGAGGCUAUGACGAACCAAACUACGAUAGUCCACAAGAGUGGAAUAGCCUGGAAUCGGCAAGUAUUCGUGGAUAUAGUUUGACUUGUUCCGCAAUAUUCUUUCAUACCAUCAUCGAUGCAAGUCCGACGUUGGAAGAAUCGCAUGAUAGCUGGUUGAACUUUGUCCCGGCUGUUUUCAGAAUGAUACACCAGCCUAUCAGGAACACAGAAGACCCUCAUCCACUUUGGACACUCGCCCGAGCUUUCGGGGCCGAUGAUGAUCACAUAAAUGUAUGGGAAACACCUGCGGCCACUCGACUAAUUCGGAUAUUUCAAUACCUCCUAUUCCUUUGUCAAGUACCGAUCAAUGAUGACGAAACGCCUGAAGCUGAUGCAGCCAAGAAGGCCGAAGCAGUUGCAGAAGAUAUUCUUGACAAGUUGCCCGAAAACGUCUUGAGCCGAGACAAUGGACAAUCACCAGAGAACCGCAACAGAAACGAAAAGACCAUGCAGAGCUACCGAGAAUUCAUCUCUCAGAUAAGAGAUAAAGACUCUUUCUGGAAGGACAUAGACAAUCAACAGGUGCAACCAGAUGUUAGUGGACUCUUCAAGUUAGAGCCAGCGAUCGGUCUUACAGAAAGCGGCGAGUUCAUUGUACUUCCACGUGUGGCAGAGAUAGGAGACCAAGUAGUUCUAAUUCCAGGACACUGGCAGCUUUCAUUGGUACGGAAAGUGAACAAUCACUUUGUCCAUGUUGGGGACUGCUGGUCUUCUAGACCGAUGCAAGAAGUCGCGGAACUGGCCCGCGCAAAAGAAAUGAAAGUGAUAGAGAUACGGUGA
Fusarium redolens is the source of this 2016-nucleotide messenger RNA. Its product is annotated as heterokaryon incompatibility protein-domain-containing protein. Bases 1 to 2016 code for a protein of 671 amino acids. Lineage: Eukaryota; Fungi; Ascomycota; Sordariomycetes; Hypocreales; Nectriaceae. The record is from RefSeq and is a predicted model, not a curated record. The transcript has 2 exons.